AUAAAGGACUGCCGUGUAGAUUCCCAAACUAAAAGAAGAGUCAAUACGGAAAAACUGAGGAGGCUUUCAGUUCUCACUGGACCCUGAAGAUAUCUAGUCAGAGGCAGGAACCUGCAAUCAAAACAACACUGACAUCAUGUCCCAGCACGCAGCCUUGACCAGCUUGUUUGGCGAUGACCCUUUCUUCAGUCAUGAACAGGUGCUGUGGCCUCUCAAUAUUGAAGCCCUGUCUUCUCUCCAGCGAGACUUCUUUAACCGGAGAGCCAAACUAGCUGACAGCCUCCUGAGCCAGCUCUAUGAUGGGCCCCAGCUGCUCAACUUCAACCAGAUGCCCCUAAUGUCUAACACAUUGAAGCGGCUGAGUGAUGAUGAAGAGCAGCAGAGAGAGCUUUCCACUACAGAGACCCACAAGGAAGUCCAGCCAGCUAAAGAAAACAACGGUGAUCUCCUGGUGACACUAGAUGCUCGCGGUUAUGCCCCCAGUGACAUCACUGUCAAGCUGGAAGGCCGGUGUCUGGCGGUCGUGGCCAUGAAGGAGGCCGGAGCAGAAGAGAGCCAGUCCUGCUCUUCUUCAUCCUCCUGUGCGUCCUUCUGCUCCUCUGCAUCUUCUCAGGCAGGGUUCGCCCAGAAGAUCGACCUGCCUCCUCACCUGGAUCUGUCCGGCCUCUCCUGUUCCCUGAUGGAUAACGGACAGCUGCGUAUCCAUGCCCCUGUGGCUAAGCAAACAGCUGGAGAGGAACGCCAGGUACCCAUUCGUUUCAGGACAUCGCUGGAGUUUCCCAUCAAAAAGGACGACACAGAGGAAGAACAAAGAGACUAGUGCAUAUGUGCCCCCAAAACACACACACACACACACACACACACACACACACACACACACACACACACACACACACACACACACACACACAAGCACAUUUUUGAUGAGUUUAUUUAUAUACAGCCUUCCACAACAAAAAGACUCUACAAUGAGUAAUGUUUACAAUUAUUAGAUAAAGACAACUUUUUAUUUUAUAACAAUGUGCAAUUUGUUUUUUCAACUGUAAAAAUGAAAUAAAGUGUCAAAUGGAAAAUAAUAUCAUGUAAAAUUGGCUUUUGCUGAGGACUACUGUGACCACAUGAUGGUGCCAACAGCCUACUCACACGAGGAGAAUGAAGGAGUAAAAAGAAGUCAGCAGACACAGAUGGAGGAAGAGAACAAGAAGAAUCCUAAAAGCUGGCAUUAACUCCCCUAAGGUGGCUGAAUUACUACCCUUAAAAGGUUCAAGUGACAUUUGGUUUCCUGGGGCGAAGUUAUUUGCCGGCGUGCUGGAGCUGGUGACAAACAAAAGGAGCAGUUUAACAUUUUAUGAGUCCUACCCUGAGGGUGUCAUGAUAGAGAAGAGAAGAAAUAAAGGCAUUAUUAGAAAAGGUGAACAGAAUAGAGUGAAAGGGAACAGAAACAUUGGCCGUUUCUGAGGGAUUAGUUUAACCAAAUCCUAACCUUACUUUUUCUUUUCUAUGAUAAUACCUUUAAUUUGUUUUUUUCUUAAAGAUCUGCUGCCAAUGCAAAUAAGAUAACUAAAUUUACUUCAUGAUACUAACUUGGGCUUUAGGAAAACUGCACAAAAGGUAAUAUCUUCGCCAAUACCCUACCAGACAUAACCAAAAUAAGAAGAUAACAUUAUUAGAUUACUAUUAUUAACAAUUGUACCACAUGAGUCAAUGAGACUUUAUCAGAAUGUUGCAAAUUUAUUAAAAAUCAGGAAAUCUUUAAGAAAAGUUUCUUUAUGCUUUGAUGUGCUAUUCUAAAAUUUGGUCUUCUUUGGUUUAAUUAUUCUUGUAGUUGUUGACAUUGCCAACAAAGACACACACAUUUGUGUAUGAAAGGUCAAACAAUUGCACUGCAUGCCAGGAUGAAAAUCAAUCCACAAAGUCCAAAGCACUCCCUGAAGACUUCUGCAAUUAUCUGUAGUGAGGUAUAGAUCAGGUCGAGGGUUAAGAUCUAUUUCUGCACCCUUAAGUGU
This is a messenger RNA of Haplochromis burtoni (Burton's mouthbrooder), 2006 nucleotides long. RefSeq names its product heat shock protein, alpha-crystallin-related, 9 (gene hspb9). The transcript is spliced from 2 exons. Gene Ontology annotation, molecular function: protein folding chaperone. The coding region runs from base 137 to 820 and encodes 227 amino acids. Gene Ontology annotation, biological process: response to heat; protein refolding. The record is from RefSeq and is a predicted model, not a curated record. Lineage: Eukaryota; Metazoa; Chordata; Actinopteri; Cichliformes; Cichlidae.